AUGGCUAUGAAUUAUAAUAUGGUAACAUUAACAGAUAAACUUGAGUAUGUUUCAGAUCAUUCACAAUUUGAAAACAAGAGUAGCUUACAAGAUGCAAAAAACAUUGAUAUCAAUUUAACAAAUUGUUUUUCUAAACUUAUGCUUAAUAAUUCUCAGAAAUUUUUAACAAAAUGUGAUAACAAUUUGUUAGAAGAGGAAAAAGAUUUAGUUUGGAAAGAAUGUGAACAAGAAUUAUUAUGUCCCAAAACUGUUAAUAAAAGAAGACCCUACAAAGAAAAUAUUCAUCAGUUUCAAUCUUAUUCUUCUCUUUACUUUCCAUAUGAUGUUCGAGGAUUGUCUUCUUCAAAUUUACCAAAUUUAUUCAAAGAACAAAAAAUAUCAUCAAAUUUUUUGGUUGGUGAGGAAUCAUCUAAACCUUUUUUAAUGUAUGAAACACCACCACCUUCACCUUUCUCUAUAAAUCCGAUAACCUUUGGUAAUGAUUUUAAUUUAUUUCUUCAAAAUAAUGGUCAACAUCAAAAAUUAGAAUGUUUGUAUGGAUUAAAAGAUGAUUAUUCACCUCCUUUAAACUCUAAAUAUUAUUUUACUUCUGAAAAGAAGAAACCUUUUAAUCGAAAAUCAAAUCAGUUGUUAGAAAGAUGUCGUAAUGGCGAUGUUGAUGGUCUUGAUCUUGAUAAUAUUAAGAGACAUAUUUUUACUUUUGCCACAGAUCAGUUUGGUUCUCGAUUUAUUCAACAGAUGUAUGAAUCUUCAUCAAAUGAAAAAAAAGCAGCUAUUUUUGACUGUUUGCUACCACAUGUUUUAAAAUUAUCAUGUGAUGCUUUUGGAAAUUAUAUUAUUCAGAAACUUUUUUCUUUAAGUAGUGAAUUGCAAAGAAGUCAAAUUUUUGAGGUACUUCAUGGAAACUUUUUAAAAUUAUCUCUUAAUCCUUUUGGUUGUCGGGUAAUGCAAAAAGCUCUUGAAACCGGUGAUUCUGUGGAAACUGCUUAUAUUGCAAAUGAAAUAGAAGAUAAUAUUGUUAGAUGUAUGUUGGAUCAACAUGGUAAUCAUGUAGUUCAAAGAAUAAUUAUUGGAAUUUCAACUGAAAAUUAUGAGAAUAUUAUUUUAAGGAUUGAUAAAAAUAAAAAUGGUCUUUCGUAUGUUGAUCUUUCACUUCAUCAAUAUUCUUGUCGUGUUAUUCAGUCAAUUAUUAAAACAAUACCAUCUUUUAUAAGAUUUAUUAUGACAAAUGAGCUUUACAAUUAUGUGGAUUGUCUUUUUUCUCAUGAAUAUGGAAAUUAUGUUGCUCAAAAAAUGUUUAUUUAUGGGUCUUCUGCAGAACGACAUAAAAUAUUAAAGUGUUUUCGUGAAAAUUUAUCAUGUUAUUCAUGCAAUAAGUAUGCUUCUAAUGUUAUUGAAUUUUGCCUUAAAAAUGGAACGUCUACAGAAAAAAAUUAUUUAAUUGAUAAAGUUUUUGAAAAUUCUUCCGAAAAUCUCUUACGUUUAAUGAUUUCUGAUCAAUAUGGAAAUUAUGUAAUACAACAGAUGAUUGAAAGUGCUAAUGAAACUUUAAAAAAGAAACUUAUUUUUGCUGUGAAAUCAAUGCAAUAUAAUAAUAAUAUUAUGUCGUCAGUUGCGACAAAUAAUAAUAUUAAUACUUCAAAAAGCAUAUCUAAAGAACAUUUAAAAAAUUAUGGAGAAGUUAGAAUUUUAGAAGAUAGUGACUUUGAAAAGAUUCGUAUAUUAUGUCAAGAUGAUGAAAAUUGGAACUGUGUUUUUGACAAGAAAAAUAGUAAAGUUUGGACAUUAGAAGUAUCUGAUUCAGAAUUUUUAAUGUACCGUGUUUCAACAUUUUUUGAAGAUGUUGAAGCAGAUAUUGUUUAUGAUGUAUUACUUGACCCAAUUUAUAGAAAAAAAUGGGAUAAGUAUAUGAUUGAUGGUAAAGAUAUUGGUAUAAUAAAUCCAAAUACAAACAUUUGUUAUUAUGCAGUUGGUUGUAUGCCACCAUUCAAAAGUAGAGAUUUUGUUAUGCAACGUUCUUGGUUAGAUAUGGGAGAAGAAAAAUUUAUAUCAAGUCAUUCAAUAUGUCAUAAAGAUUACCCACCAUUUUCUAAAUAUGUUCGUGCUUCAGUCUAUUUGACAGCAUACCACAUUCAACAACUUAAAAAUGGAUGUAAAAUUACAUAUGUUGCUCAUUCAGAUCCCCGUGGAAAACUUCCUAUUUGGUUUGUUAAUAAAUUAACUAAAACUAUUGCACCUGUUGUUAUAAAAAAAUUACAUAAACACUGUCUCUCAUAUACUGCCUGGAAAACUAAACAUGAAGAAUAUUUUAAACCAUGGAGAUUUCCUGAACAAAUGUUAGAAUUACCGAAAAUUAAUUUAUCUGAUUGUGAACCACAUUUAUAUGAAGAAAAUUUGAAUAUAGUUGAUGAAAGUAAUGUUAAAGAUUGUGACGAUGUAUUGGAAGAUAUUAAUGAAUAA
Molecule: messenger RNA, 2460 nt
Organism: Strongyloides ratti
Lineage: Eukaryota; Metazoa; Nematoda; Chromadorea; Rhabditida; Strongyloididae
Product: Maternal protein pumilio
Exons: 6
Coding region: 1-2460 (819 amino acids)
Biological process (GO): post-transcriptional regulation of gene expression
Cellular component (GO): cytoplasm
Molecular function (GO): mRNA binding; lipid binding
Source: RefSeq, a predicted model, not a curated record